Entrophospora sp. SA101 is the source of this 291-nucleotide messenger RNA. The record is from the annotation of a GenBank genome assembly. Lineage: Eukaryota; Fungi; Glomeromycota; Glomeromycetes; Entrophosporales; Entrophosporaceae.
AUGCAGAAUCAUGGAUCUCAGAAAUUUACAUCAAAAUGUGAAAAUGUUAAAGUAACCUUAUUUAUCUAUGGCAAUAAUUAUGAUCGCAUAUACGGUAAUGCUAAUGGAUCGACUAGAGCUUAUCAGAUAACACAUCGCAGGUUUAAAGGAGUUAUCAUAUGGCAGGGGACUGAUAACGAUUUGUUGACGAGAACUUUACGUGAAUUAGAAAAUAAAGUUAUUGGAAUGGAUCACGGUCCUGGUGAUUCUAUUGGCAUUAAUGAUCUUGAAAUACAGAAAAAGUUAUAUUAA